AUGUCUGCGCCGCGUGCACUUCCGCUCCGCGGCGCGCGUCACUCUCGACGACGCUAGCGCGAGGAGUCGCCGGCCACGUUCGCGCGAGUAGAGUCGUCUCGACCCCGCGUUUUCCUCGACGGAAAUCGCGACCCAGCCAUAUGCGAGCGCGGCGACGGCGACGACGACGACGACGCCAUCACUAGGAGGCAUCAGCGGGACUGCCGCUACGAGGAGGAGUCGUCGAGGAGUCGGAGUCGUUCCAACGCGUCAUCGCCAUUUCGCCUACGACGCGGCCCCCUCGCGACCGACGCUGGCUAGGAGGCGGACCGGGACCCGCGAUGAAGAGGAGCUGAGUGGACGACUGCACCGGGUACACGAGGAUGAGCGGUCCGCUGCUUGGCAGAGGCCGAGGCGGCCGCCUGGCUCUGUAUGGAGGCUGCGGGGUGGUGAUUGUCUUGUUGUUUCUCCUUUAUCGUGCCGCUACUUCGGAGAUGGCCAGGCUACGGGAACUCCAUGAACAAUGCGCUCAUCAGCAAGAAGCUCUCGCCGCCCAACUGCAAGUUAUAUUUGAGUACAAAGUUCGGCUGGAGAAGUCCUUGGCCGAGGAGAAAAGCUCUAACGCCGCAGUGAAACAAGAAUUGCAGCAGCGCGCGUCGCGGGAAAAGUCCUUACGUGACAAGGAUAGCAUAGAGGCGAUGCGAAGAUUCGACUCGCUUCAGCAAUCCUAUCAUCUCCUGCAAACGGAACAUCAGGAUCUAAAGGACGAGUGUAAGAAACACGAGAAGCAGGCACUGGAUGAAACCAAGAAGUUGGAAGCGACGCUGCAGGACCUACGUGCUCGCCUCCGGCAAGCGGAAGAGAACAGAACGAAACCUUUGGAGCAUUUGAAGACCAAGUUCAUAGAAUUACAAAAUGAGAACCUUAAGCUUCAGAACAAGUACAAGGAAUUGGUGGAAGUACACGGCAAUAGCGAUAGCACCAUCGAUCAUCUUAGAAAGGAAAUUUAUCAGCUCCAGCUUGAAUUAGACAGCGUUAAGAGGAUCUACAGGAAAAGCACAUCUCCUAACCCGGUGCCGAUACUUCCUCGGGUGUCGGCGCCGCAGUCAGCAUUGCAGAAGGAGGACUCGCAACCGAUCCCGGCACCGCAAUCGCAACAACAGAGUGCAGCGCGCGAUUCUGCGAGUUCGCGAAAAAUGGAAAACUCCACCGUAGCGAACAAUGCUAAUUUGAUGUCGCCGUCUUCAAUCGACAAGGUCGCACCGCUACCAGCCAGAUCUCUGUCAAAGGUCAAAUUGCCGGUCGGCGUAUUGCCGAUUCCAGAGAUUAUCGAGCAGAAGAUCGACAACGAAGAGAAACGUCAGGAGGAGGUCCGAAAGCGAGAUGACGCUCACAAUAAUUUGCAACCGCCACCUCAGCUUCCAAAACUCGCUUUAGCAGACAGCAAGGAGGAAAAGGAACCGAUCGUCGAAGCCGGCAAUCUCGACCCUCCGUUCGUCGCGAAUCCUCCUGCUCCGCGACACGUCGGCGAUCAGAUCGUCGAGAGAAGAGCGAACGAUGCUUUGUUCAGAGCAGGAGUACAGGAGAUAGGCGAAGAAUUUAAUCAGUUGGGUCGUGUUCCUGGAUUGGACGAUGGACAAGCUAACGGCGGCGACGAUCAGUACGAUGGUGGCGAUUAUGACAAAGAGCCGCAGCAAAAGAACGAUAUCCAUUUGGCGGAGGGUGAGGAUGAAGGAGAAGACGAGGGCGACAUGCUCGAGUAUCCGCAUAAUUUGAAGCAGGGUAAGCGGUUAUAAAGUCAACAUCAUCCUUCGAAAGUUUUUUUUACGCGACCGACGAUCGGGAUUCUACCAGUGGAAAACGCCUGAAAAAUAAUUAGUCGACCUGACCUAACUUGACCAAUGUUCGCAAUCGUCCCUGGUUUCAUCAGCGAAGAAUACUUAUUAUGUACUAUAAUCUGCAUGAGUCAUUCAAUGAUCAUCUCGCGAGAAGAGUUAGAGAGAAUACGAGUUAUAUUUUAUCUUUAUUCUUUGUUGCGAAAACUUUCAUAUGAAAUUUUAGAUGUAUGAUAGUAUAUAUAUACACUAUCAUACAUCUAAAAUUUCAUAUGAAAGUUUUCGCAACGAAUAUAUAUAUAUAUAUAUAUAUAUAUAUAUAUAUAUAUAUAUAUAUACGGUGCAUAUACAUAUAUCGUCAACGACAUUUGAGUGUUUGACGAAGGUUACGCGGUUCUAAUAAAUCUUUUUCCGAGAAAUGCAAAAUGUAGAUUCUGGAAAAAGAAAAGAGAACGAAAUAGGCUGUAUUUUUCUAGAUUAAGAUGCAGAGCGGUGAUGCACGGAGUGAAGUACAUUAAGAGUGACUAAUCGCACUCAUUAUUUAAGACACUCGUGACUUUGUUACUAAUGCAAGUGCGUUAAGUUGGGCUUGUAUUGCAUUAGCAGAGCUAACUUAUGCAAAUACUAUUGGACUCGAUUAAUAAUCAUUAGAAAAUUGAAUUAAAAAAAUGUUUUAUCUAAUAAAUAAUGAAGCUGGUCGCGAAUGUGUGUGACUUCUUUCUACAUAAAUUCUAUAAUAUUCAUGCGACUCAGGGUACAGAUGUUGAUCUAUUUACUACUUGUACAAAUGCAAAAUGCAGAAUGUAUAAAUGUAGAUAUUUUGUAUAAAUGUAAAUAAAAGUUUGGGAGAUUCUCCACCCAAUCUUCUUUUUACAUUUAAAAAUUGUUAUUAUCGUUAGAAAAGAGAUCUCUCAUAAUACAUUAUAGAUUAUCAAUAGUAGAGUUAUGUGAUCUUGCAUAAUGCAAAGUUAUCCCUGCUACUGCAAUCCAAUUCAAACCUUUUCAUGAUAUCCAUUAUGAUGGCGACAAUCGAUUUUCUCAUUUUCCAUUAAGAGAGUUUACAUUGGUUAUUGACUUAUCGUCAACAAACUCUUUUAAUCUCAUUUCUUUUAUAGAUAUCCGUUGUCGCUAAAAAUCGUAGAUUGUCGGUUUUUACCAAUAAAGUGAUUAAAAAUAAAUGUAUCGUCAAAUUGACAUACAUGUAAAUAAAUUGACGUCAAGUUAACAUUCAUUAAUAAACUUGAUUCAAUCUAGCAAACCGUGAAAGAGUGAUCAAUAGUAUUCGCGUUUUAUUUAUUUUAUUUUUACCGAUAAUCUCAAAAAUUACGAUUCAACUGUUAAAAAUAAUUACUUUAAGUAGUUUACAUACAUGACGAGCAUAACGUAAUAUUUUGUUAUAGUUUAGAGAUACAGUUAUAUAUACACGCGUAUACAGAGAGGCGUUGUAAAUGUACAUAAUGUUCUUUUCAUAAUAAAAGUGAUAAAAAAACUUU
Molecule: messenger RNA, 3307 nt
Organism: Nylanderia fulva
Lineage: Eukaryota; Metazoa; Arthropoda; Insecta; Hymenoptera; Formicidae
Source: RefSeq, a predicted model, not a curated record